Messenger RNA from Ricinus communis (castor bean), 1829 nucleotides. Its product is annotated as LON peptidase N-terminal domain and RING finger protein 1. The coding region runs from base 214 to 1671 and encodes 485 amino acids. The transcript is spliced from 18 exons. Lineage: Eukaryota; Viridiplantae; Streptophyta; Magnoliopsida; Malpighiales; Euphorbiaceae. Gene Ontology annotation, molecular function: protein binding. The record is from RefSeq and is a predicted model, not a curated record.
GUUUUAGAGGGGGAGAGAAAACACGUAGAGGAAUAUGGUCCGUGUGUAAAACGAAAGGAUACAGAGAAGACACACAGAAUGAAGGAUGAUAUGAUGAUGCUAUUGCUCUUCUCUUUAUCACUUCCAUUCACUUACUUCUUCUUUCUCUUUCUCUUCUUCUACUUCUCUUCUUAAUUCUUUUCUCAACCUCUCUCCCUCUCUCUCGUUGAUGCAAUGUCUGGCGGUGAAACGUCGUCGUCGUCGUCGGUUGUCCCUCUAGAAGGUCUUCACGAUGUCGAAGACUACAUUUGGGCAAAUGACGGUGAGCAGUCAUUGUCAUGGGAUCGGUUUGGUCAUGUUAUUGAUCUGGUUCAAAAUGGAAACCUGGCAUUCCGGGAGAAUCGUUUCGGGGAGGCAAUCAAUUGUUACUCAAGGGCCAACAAUGUCAAACCUGGGGAUCCUGUUAUUCUUGGCAACAGGAGUGCUGCUUAUAGCAGGAUUAGCCAAUUCCUGAAACAGAGACCUGCUUCAGCUUCUGAAUAUAAACCACUUAGUGGACUUGAUCCUACAAUACAUGCUGAACUUGCGCUAAAGGAUGCUGAGAAGGUGAUGACCCUCAGAAGCAAUUUCGUGAAUCCAUACAUCUUAAAAGCUAGUGCUCUUAUCCUGUUGGAAAAAUAUGAGUUAGCACGGGAUGUUAUUCUUUCAGGCCUUCAGGUCGAUCCAUUCAGCAAUCCUCUUCGGGCUUCUCUUCAGAAUUUGGAGACAAUGGCAGCCAAUACAUUGAAGAGAACUCUUGGUAAACCAGAGCGGAGUGAUGAAUUUGAUUGUACACUCUGCCUGAAGUUAUUAUACGAGCCUGUUACAACUCCUUGCGGGCAUUCUUUUUGUCGCUCAUGUCUUUUUCAAUCCAUGGAUCGCGGUAAUAAAUGUCCAUUGUGUCGAACAGUCCUAUUUAUCAGUCCUCGAACGUGCUCAGUCAGUGUGACUUUGAACAACAUUAUACAAAAGAACUUUCCAGAGGAGUAUGCUGAGAGAAAGUCAGAGCAUAGCAGUUUGACGAACUUUGGUGUUGAUUUGAUCCCCCUUUUUGUCAUGGAUGUUGUCAUCCCAUGUCAGAAGUUUCCAUUGCACAUAUUUGAACCCCGAUACAGACUAAUGGUGAGGAGGAUCAUGGAGGGAAAUCAUCGGAUGGGAAUGGUUAUCCUUGAUUCUCAUACAGGAUUAAUAGUUGAUUUUGCCUGUGAAGUGGAGAUUACAGAGUGUGAGCCACUUCCAGAUGGACGAUUCUAUUUAGAGGUCGAAAGUCGUCGUAGAUUCCGCAUCCUUCGAUCUUGGGAUCAAGAUGGGUAUCGUGUUGCAGAGGUUGAAUGGGUACAUGAUGAUUCUCCAAAAAAGAGAACAGAAUUGCAGGAGAUUACAAAUAAUGCAGCAGAAUAUGCUCAGUCAUGGCUAAGAAGGGCAAAGGACGCUGCAAGUCAAGAUAGAAGAAGACUUGAGAGGCUAUUAAAUGUAGAAGCAAUGAUGCCCACACCAUUGGAUCCUGAGCGCUUCAGUUUCUGGCUUGUUACUUUAUCAGAAAGGAGGCCUCAUGAAAGAUUGGAGCUCCUGCGCAUGAGGGAUACAGAAGAGAGAAUAAAAAGAGGAUUGGUAUAUCUCAGAGCUGCAGAGCAGGGCUGCAGCGUGCAAUGAUAAUAGUUGUAUUUGUACGCAUAACUCUAUGCUAAAAUCAAUAUUUAUAAUCAAUAUUCUUUGAUUCACAUGAUAGUGGAUCCUAUUCUUUUUGUAACAAAUGAGUCAUAUUUAUACUGGCAUUCAUCAAUAUAGAAAAAUCCAAUUUUCAGUUAGCA